AUGGUAGCAACUAUUACCUUCAAGUUGCGAUCCAGCAAUCAUGUCGGCAUUAUCGAAGUGCCCCAUCGCGUUAUUUCGUGUCGGGAAAUAAAGGAGGCAAUCGCGGAGAAGUUAAGUGGCUCGCCUGAUGAAAUUGACAUAUUCGUCUCGGGCAGUUCUGAUUACUUGCAUCCCAAUGAUGAACUCCCUGCAUACACGGUAGUGGAAGUGGUUCGCCAUGUUGGAACUGGAAGACCGCCGCCAAAGCGCGAGCGUGAACCUGUAGGACCUUCGAAUCUUUCUAGCGCCAUGAGUCACGCUGCCGUGCGGGCAGGAAACAAAAAUGGCGAUACGGCAACGCCACUCACUGAGGAAGAGCGGUUGGCGCAACUUAGUGAAGCUGUUGCUGUUGAAACAGGCAUUGAUGAAGUUGGGGCAUGGCGAAUGCGGCAGAUGCGAAACCGCAGCGCAGCUAUGGGAGGUGGGGGUCGCGAGGUCACAUUUCGCCCUCCGCCACCAGGUUACAUAUGCCAUAACUGCGGCAAGAGAGGGCACUUAAUUCAGCACUGCCCCGCGGCAAAGGGGGUAAGAGGAGUGAAGUUACUUUCACUUCCAACUGGAAUCCCAGAAACAAUGCUAGUUGAGUGCACAAUGGAUGACCCGGCGGCGAAGUUUGUAACGAGGGAUGGCAGGUUAGUGAAAAGGAAAUUAGACAAUGCGAGUUUCGUUGGGAUUGUGACAACAAGUAAUGCGGAUGGAGUCAAACCAGAUUUCCCAUCAGAAGGCGGCAACAACAGGAACGAUAGCCCAAACUCUGAGAAGUUGGAAACUCCAGAUGCAGGUGGUGACGCCGCUGCAAAGCCGCAGUUCCUCUGUGCUUGGGAUUCUGUUAUUGUUAAAAAUGCCAUGAAAGCCCCGUGCUGUGGAGCUCUUUUCUGUGAAACAUGUUUGAACGAAAGAGUGGAGGAGGCAAUUAGUCGAGCGGAUGCAAGUGAAAUUCCGCUUUUGUGUCCUGGAUGCGAGGAGCCGUUGGAUGUACCAGACGUUGUUGAAGCAACAGAGGAACGGAAGCUAGUUGAAGCCCUCCGCUCAGGGAAGCGUGCGCGGGACUGA
This is a messenger RNA of Trypanosoma brucei brucei TREU927, 1092 nucleotides long. RefSeq lists its product as uncharacterized. The record is from RefSeq and is a predicted model, not a curated record. NCBI's taxonomy places the organism in Eukaryota, Euglenozoa, Kinetoplastea, Trypanosomatida, Trypanosomatidae. Gene Ontology annotation, molecular function: nucleic acid binding; zinc ion binding. The transcript has a single exon. The coding region runs from base 1 to 1092 and encodes 363 amino acids.